Molecule: messenger RNA, 2332 nt
Organism: Aureobasidium pullulans EXF-150
Lineage: Eukaryota; Fungi; Ascomycota; Dothideomycetes; Dothideales; Saccotheciaceae
Exons: 1
Coding region: 30-2171 (713 amino acids)
Biological process (GO): mRNA splicing, via spliceosome
Cellular component (GO): post-mRNA release spliceosomal complex
Source: RefSeq, a predicted model, not a curated record
UCUCAAUCAACAGUGAGCAUCGGCCAACCAUGGGUCUCGAAGACUUUGAGAAAGAGCUAGCAGCCACCAAGAGCAAGGAGUCGGAUCGCAAGCGACACAGUACCAGAGACGACAGAGAAGGCCACGGCGACGAAGAACGACGACGUCACCGGCACCACCACCGCUCUUCGCGCCAUGACGAGUCAGACAGUAGACACAAACGCCGCCACCACCGCGAAAGAGACGAUGACGAAGACCGACGAGAGCGACACUCUAAGCGCAGGCGCAGUCGUUCGCCGCGACCCGCUCGCCCUCAGGAAGAUGAUGACCAAGAGGAUGACGAUUGGGUCGAGAAAGAAGCCAUGACUGCACCGCCGACCGAGGACACUCUGGACGAGCAAUUGGAAGCUGCGACCGACAAGAACUUGAAGCGCGACACAUGGAUGGAGGCCCCAUCAGCACUCAAUGUCGAAUAUAUCCAACGCCAGCGCCCGAAGUCUCCGCCCUCACAGUUCGUCUCUGCCAAAGACCAACUCGAUCGCAAAAUACACCGUCAAGACCUGGACCAACUUGCCAGAGAUCUGGAGGAAGAUGAUGAAGAGGUCCAAGAUGCACCGCCCGUAGACGAUGAGCCCAUCCAUCACGAGGUAUCCUACACUUUCGGCGAUCAAGGUUCACAAUGGCGUAUGACCAAGCUGAACGCUGUCUAUCGUCAAGCCAAAGAGUCCGGUCGUUCUGAAGACGAAGUCGCCAUGGAACGCUUUGGGUCUUUAAGAGAUUUUGACGAUGCGCGCGAGGAAGAGCGUGAAUUGGACCGUCGCCAGAUGUAUGGCAAGGACUAUGUCGGCCUUGAGAAGCCCAGUGGUGAACUAUACGCCGAGCGGAAACAAAAGGCUGGUUUGCAUCGGCAAUCGCCCGAACGCGUUGCCAACAUUUCUGUGCCUCAACAAGCCAAUCCCAGUCAGGGCCAGGUCAUGGACGAGGCUCCUGCACCAGCAACCACGGUAGCUCUCGAUCAAACCGCUUUGAACAGGCUCAAAGCACAAUUGAUGAAGGCCAAGCUGCGGAAAGCACCGAAUCUCGCUGCACUAGAGGCCGAGUAUGAAGCUGCUGCUACUGCCUCUGCUGCCAACAAUAAGCAAUCGGACGUAGUAGUUCUCAGCGCAGUUGAGAACCGUAUGCUCGCUGGUGGCCGCGGCAAUGAGGUAAAGCACAUUGAAAACAAGCGUGGCCGUGAGCGUGGUCACGUAGAGGAAAAUGAAGAUAUGAGCAUAGAAGACAUGGUGCGUCAAGAACGACGUACCCGAGGAAUGGCUGGUGGUGAGGGCAAAGCUUUCGCGGAGCGCAUUGCCAAAGACGCAAAAUUCACUGACGACCUUGAUUACAUGGACGAGAAUGCCUCUAAACUGGCCAAACGGGUUGGCAAGUCAGAGAUCAACCUUCGUAACACUGCCAUCGGGGACUUCCAAAAGAUGCAAAAGGUCCUCGACUCGUGUCCCUUGUGCCACCACGAAGACACAAAUACACCCCCGUCAGCACCUAUAGUCUCACUAGCCACACGGGUGUACAUGACGUUACAGACAGAGCCAGAGCUUGCAGCUGGUGGCGCCGUUAUUGUACCAAUCCAGCACCAUCUCAAUCUGCUGGAAUGUGAUGACGACGAAUGGGAAGAGAUCCGGAACUUCAUGAAGAGUUUGACUCGAAUGUAUUACGAGCGUGAAAGGGGCGUCAUCUUCUACGAAAACGCAGCUCACAUGCACAGUCGUCGUGGCCACGCAGCUCUCUUUGCUGUCCCUGUACCUCUCCAUCUCGCCGACAAUGCGCCUGCUUUCUUUAAAGAAGCCAUUCUCAGUGCUGACGAGGAGUGGAGUCAACACAAGAAGCUCAUCGACACACUCGCCAACUCACAACGUCCCGGAUAUGGCAAGCAAGCAUUCAGGAAGAGUCUUGUCAAGGAGAUGCCAUACUUCCACGUUUGGUUCACAUUGGAUGGUGGUAUGGGCCACGUAAUCGAGGACGAACGCAGGUGGCCGAAGGGUGAUCUAUUCGCAAGAGAAGUCAUUGGAGGCAUGCUGAGGAAGGGGCCAGAAAUCAUCAAGAAGCAGGGCAGGUGGACCAGACAAGAUCCCAGAGUGGAAAGCUUCAGGAAACGUUGGGAGAAGUUUGAUUGGACGAGCGUGCUGAUGGGUUGAGCGAAGCUGGAUAAUGCUAGGAUCGAUACGACCUCCGUAUGACAUGACUUACAUGGUCUUCAUCUGUCCAUACAUCUGGAUGUCCCCAUCUACUGUAAAUUACUGCCAGCCGCUAUACAGUAUGUAAUUGUAAAGGGACACGUCUCCGUCUUCCAGACCAG